This is a messenger RNA of Adineta ricciae, 2334 nucleotides long. The record is from the annotation of a GenBank genome assembly. NCBI's taxonomy places the organism in Eukaryota, Metazoa, Rotifera, Eurotatoria, Adinetida, Adinetidae.
AUGGGGUACAUGAUCGUUUUGUUUGCAAUAGCUUUUCAAUUUUUGCCAAUCGUCUCCAUUAAUGAAACUUGUUGGCCAACUGCAAAUAAUUUAACGUGCGUUCUAAACGAUCUACUCUUGGGAUAUAAUAAAUAUCAACGGCCUAAUUAUACUGGAGAUCCAAUUCGCGUAGAAGUUUACUUAAUGAUUAUUAGUCUUGGACCAAUUUUUGAAUUGGAUAUGUCAUUCACAAUGAAUCUGUUUUUUCGACAAGUAUGGACUGAUCAACGAUUGACAUUACCCAAUCAAGUAUCCAACGUCGCUGUUUCAACAAAAUUACUCAGUGCAAUAUGGAAGCCUGAUACCUAUUUUAUUAAUUCGCAUUCCGCUUACCUUCAUACAACGCCAACAUUCAAUCAUCUUUUACGCAUAUUGGAAAAUGGUCGAUUGCUUUACUCCAGUCGUUUAACAAUCAAGGCUUCUUGUUCGAACUUUUUAAAACGAUUUCCUCUUGACGUUCAACUAUGUCCACUGGCAUUAUCUAGCUAUGCUUAUGGAACGAAAGAUAUCAUUUACGAUUGGAAACUAAAUGCAAACAAUGGUGUAGAAUUUGAACGAUUAAAAUUAUCCCAAUUUGAUCUAUUCGAUCAUAAAAUCUCUCGACGAGAAGUUCAAUUGAAUGACCGAAAUCAUUCUGUCCUUCAACUCGAUCUUUUCAUGCGCCGAAAAGCUGGGUAUUAUAUUNUUCCAGCUGUACCGUACUUCACUGCGAUCGAUUACUUUUUUGUCAUGUGUUAUUUGUUUCUGUUUGCUUCAUUAAUUCAAUUCACUGCUGUCCAUCGUUAUCUUGGCUAUCGUCAAUCAAUGAAACCUGCGGAGAGUCUAAACGACCAACGAAAAUCUCUUGUGUUAGAGGAAGCUAUGGAGACCAAUGUCAGUUUCCUAAGAAAUGAAGAAAGCCAUUCAACAUAUUUGCCGCGUCGAUCGACAUUCAGUGUUAUUCAUAAACUCGAUGUAUUACGACCUUUCCAUUUUUGUAGUAUGUAUUUGAAUGAAUUAAAACAAACACAUGAAAAAAUUCAUGGUGCGUUGAUCCAACUACUGAAUAGCCUUAAACCAAAUCAAUUCCCAAAGAUGAAUUUUGUUAAACUGAGAUACUACUCCAUAUUACUUUUGGCUAUUCUUGGUAGUCGAUCACAAUUGACAACAGUGGAAAUCCAAUGCAUAUAUGUCAUCGGGAAUCACAUCGGAUUUGUCACCCUAAGUGAUCCCUCCGUACCCCAUAAAAAACCACAACGACCAGCACUACGAGCACCUCUACUAGCAGCACGAGCAGUACAAGUUCUUCCAGCAGCAUCACGAGCACCACGACUACCACAACCACAAGUAGCAGCAACUCCACCACCACGACGACCACUGCAACCACCACGACAACUAGUAGCAACACCUCCACGAGCACAAGUACAACGGCAACUACCACGACCACCAGUAGCAGCAACUCCACCACCACGACGACCACUACGACUACCACGACAACUAGUAGCAGCACCUCCACGAGCACAAGUACCACUGCAACUACCACGACCACCAGUAGCAGCACCUCCACGAGCACAAGUACAACGGCAACUACCACGACCACCAGUAGCAGCAACUCCACCACCACGACUACCACUGCAACUACCACGACCACCAGUAGCAGCACCUCCACGACCACCAGUACAACGGCAACUACCACGACCACCAGUAGCAGCAACUCCACCACCACGACGACCACUGCAACCACCACGACAACUAGUAGCAGCACCUCCACGACCACCAGUAGCAGCAACUCCACCACCACGACUACCACUGCAACUACCACGACCACCAGUAGCAGCACCUCCACGAGCACCAGUACAACGGCAACUACCACGACCACCAGUAGCAGCAACUCCACCACCACGACUAUCACUGCAACUACCACGACCACCAGUAGCAGCAACUCCACGACCACGACUACCACUGCGACUACUACGACAACUAGUAGCAACACCUCCACGAGCACAAGUACAACGGCAACUACCACGACCACCAGUAGCAGCAACUCCACGACCACCAGUAGCAGCAACUCCACCACCACGACUACCACUGCAACUACGACGACCGCCAGUAGCAGCACCUCCACGAGCACCAGUACAACGGGAACUACCACGACCGCCAGUAGCAGCAACUCCACGACCACGACUACCACUGCGACUACUACGACCACGAGUGGCAGCACCACCACUGGAACUACCACGACCAGUAGUGUCAGUUCUUCGACCGGCACGAUUGCUACAACCACUAUCGCGACAACAGGAACAAGUUAUAUUAUAA